Molecule: messenger RNA, 3376 nt
Organism: Rhododendron vialii
Lineage: Eukaryota; Viridiplantae; Streptophyta; Magnoliopsida; Ericales; Ericaceae
Product: protein RRP6-like 3
Exons: 12
Coding region: 165-2903 (912 amino acids)
Biological process (GO): poly(A)-dependent snoRNA 3'-end processing; exonucleolytic trimming to generate mature 3'-end of 5.8S rRNA from tricistronic rRNA transcript (SSU-rRNA, 5.8S rRNA, LSU-rRNA); nuclear polyadenylation-dependent rRNA catabolic process
Cellular component (GO): nuclear exosome (RNase complex); nucleolus
Molecular function (GO): nucleic acid binding; nucleotide binding; 3'-5'-RNA exonuclease activity
Source: RefSeq, a predicted model, not a curated record
GAUCUAACCAAACACAGCCUAAACCGUGCCGCCACAAAACCAUCUUCCCUCUUCUUCUUCCUCACUGAGUUUUCAUUCAAUUUUCUUCAAUCGAAGACCAAGCCAGCAAGAAAGAGCUUCGAAAAACCAGAGAAAACAAAUAUAUACAAAACCGAAACAGAAAAAUGGAAUACAGGGAGAAAAUCAAACUCGGAUUCACUAUCGCUUGCCUUACAGUCAUCUCCAUCUUCCUCACCACGCAGUACCGAAAGCACCGAAAACAAAAACGACAAUCUCAAACCACUACCUGUUACCUGAAAACAGAACCAAAGCCUCAGAACUCUUUCAAGCGAGUCUUGGCCGACAACUCCUACUCCCCAUUCAAGCACCUCAACAACAAAGAGUGUAAUGGACAUCCGUAUAAGACGGAAAUCGAGGCUUUGUUGAGGAGUCCUCGAGUCGAAUUUGACGAAGGAAAUGUGGACUUGGAGUUGAAGGAGUCGUAUGUUUGGAUUGAGACUGAGUUUCAGUUGGAGGAACUGGUUGGUGUGUUGAGUAAAGAAAGAGUUUUUGCUGUUGAUACUGAGCAGCAUAGCUUGCGGUCAUUCUUAGGGUUUACUGCUCUUAUACAAAUAUCGACUCGGGGAGAGGAUUAUCUGGUGGACACAAUAGCUCUGCACGAUGUUAUGGGAAUUCUUCGUUCCAUUUUUGCCAAUUCUGCAAUUUGCAAGGUGUUUCAUGGGGCAGACAAUGAUGUUCUCUGGCUGCAAAGAGAUUUCCAUAUUUAUGUGGUUAAUCUAUUUGAUACUGCAAAGGCUUGUGAGGUGUUAUCAAAGCCCCAAAAGUCCUUGGCUUACCUACUCGAAACCUACUGUGGUGUUGCCACAAACAAACAGUUACAGCGUGAAGACUGGAGGCAGCGUCCUCUGCCAGUAGAAAUGGUGCAAUAUGCUCGAACAGAUGCACAUUUUUUGUUAGAUAUCGCACGUUGUCUUGCUUCCGAGCUAAUGCAACAGGACAGUGAAAAUUCAGCUUGUCCCGAUGACAAAUUCCGUUUUGUUCUCGAGGCCAGCCGGCGCUCAAAUGCAAUCUGUCUGCAACUUUUCUCCAAAGAGAUUGAAGCUUUUCCAGGGGAGUCUGCUGCUUCAUCAAUUAUGUCGCGUAAUUUGAAUGAUCAAGGAGGUCUUUCACCACACUGUCAGGACAAGCAGUUUCAGGAUCUUGUGCAACGGUUGUGCGCCUGGAGGGAUCUAAUGGCGCGCAUGCAUGACGAGAGCUUGAGAUGUGUGUUAUCAGACCAUGCUAUUGUUGCUCUUGCACACAGAGUACCCACAGCUGAGACAGAAAUAUAUGACACCAUAUCCCAAGCUGAUCUAGACAAUGAUUCCUUGAAUCUCCAAUCUCCAUCAUCUGUGAUUUGCAGUCAUUUGGAAGACUUUGAUUAUUUGUUCCAUGACGAUAUGAACAACUUGGAGGAUCUUUUUCUGCUGAUUCUUCAAAAGCACUUGGGUCCAAAUGGGAGCUGCCCUCUGUCUGUUUAUAAUUAUGCUCUGUUAUCGAGAACUAACCUUAAAUUAACAAAUAUGUUGGUUUCAAAGAAAAAUGGAUUUGCCAGAGCAAAACAAGCUGGUAAGAAGGCAUCUCGACAACUAUUUGUUCAGAAAUUUUCCUGCAAAGCUCCCGUUUAUCAUAACUGUAGGAUCUAUGCAAAUGAUGGACGUUUACUAUGCUACUGUGAUCGCAGAAAGCUUGAGUGGUAUCUUCACAGAGAUCUUGCAAAACUUGUUGAGGAGGAUCCACCUGCCAUAAUGCUUCUAUUUGAACCUAAAGGUCGUCCAGAAGAUGAGGGCAAUGACUUCUACAUCCAGGGCAAGAAAAAUAUAUGUGUUGGGUGUGGUGAAGGAAAUCACUAUUUGCGCUACAGAAUAAUCCCAUCUUGUUAUAGAAUGCACUUUCCGGAGCAUUUGAAAAGUCAUCGUUCUCAUGAUAUUGUAUUACUUUGUGUGGACUGUCAUGAAGUUGCCCAUGCUGCUGCUGAGAAGUAUAAGAGACAGAUUGCUACAGAAUUUGGAAUACCACUUUUUGUUCGUAAAGUAGUUGAUUAUACACAAGAACAAGAUGUUUUUGGGUCAUCUGCUACCGUUGAGGAGGCAGGUGUUUCUCCUCUGCAGUUGCGAACAGCUGCUAUGGCUCUCCUUCGCCAUGGCCCAAGAAUGCCAUCCGAACGCCGCGAGGAAUUGAUGCAGAUUGUAUCAAAGUAUUAUGGAGGGAAGGAAAUAUCCAAGGAAGAUCUGGAAAAAGCUUUGCUAGUUGGAAUGAGUCCUCAUGAGAGGAGACGACUUCGGAAAAAGAAGGGGUUGGCAUUAAAGGAGACUAAUGGGGAUGUUUUUCCGGAGGAGGAUAGUCGUGGUGACAUGGUAAUGUGUGCCACUGUAGAUGUAUCAAACACAUAUACUAUAAUCGGUCCACAUGCUUAUACUGGAGAAAAUUGUAGCAAAGAAGGCAGUAACCUUAUGAUGGCUGAGGAUUUGGAUGUAAGCGGCCUCUCCUUGCGUCCUGAUUCAGAGGUUAAUGGAGAAAUAUUGAAUGCCGAUAAUGGUGACAUAAACCUUGAUGGAACUAGAGUUUCUGAAAGUAAAUGCGUAUCCAUUAUGGAUGCUUAUUUCAAUGAAAGUGGCGGUCCAUCAAGUGGGACAGUAGAUUUAGUCCACCAUAGAACUGAAGGAACUAUCUUACCUAAACACAGCUCAAAGCUUUCACUACUGGGACAUGGACCACAUGGAAAACAAGUAGUGGAUCAUCUGCUGAAAGAAUAUGGGGAAGAUGGAAUUCGACAGUUUUGCCAGAAAUGGAGACAAGUUUUUGUUGAAGCCAUUCAUCCCCGUUUUUUACCUGCUGGCUGGGAUGUAAUGCACAGGAUUUGAUUUGAGACAAUUUUUGCCAGUGGUAGAAGAGACUUCGGUGAUUUCAGUGUAUACAAUCCUGCCAAGAGAGCUUCAGCUGCUGCUACGAAUUAGAGCAAAGAAUCAAGAUACUACAAACAGAUCCGCUCAAACAUGGAAAGCCCGAUCAGUCAACUUCCACACCUCAAGCAUCCGAGUAGCAGCCAAGUUCAAAGCUCCUAGCAAGUUGUUUUGCUUGUUUUUGAUUUGCUUGGGGAGAAAUUUGAGUCUAAGGCUCCCUUUUUGUUGUGUGAUAUUCGUUUGUUUUUUCUCAUAGUUUUGCAUCAUGUGAGAAGGUGAACAAUCUGUGACCUUGACACGAAGGUGGCUCAUCCAUAUGCAUUUAACUCCAGUUAAAAAGCUGUAAUUGCAAUUCCCAUUGGAUUGAUUACUUUUACAACUAAGAAAAACGUUUGCUGAAUAUUACAAGGCAGCAAGUUGGCAAACCACCAACA